GUGUUUUGGUUACACAAUUGAUAACUGAUUAAAGAUUAUUUAUUCUAAUAAUGUUCUGAUAGUUACGGUGCAUUCUCAUAAGUACAGAUAAUCAGAUAAUGUGGAUAUGUGAUAAGUUGUAGUUGUAUCUAACUCACGUUUGCCGCAAACAGUGUUCAUACUAAACCCCAGAAUCUACACAAAAUUUAGAUUGUUUUCACUGAAAAAUGUCUCAAGACGAGGACCUAGAACAGAAUUUGAUUGGAGUGAUAGAUGCGGGUACCAGAACAGUGCAGUUUUGUGUGUUUCGGACUGAACAUACGAAAGAAAUAGCCAAACACACUGUAGACAUUACAACAGCUGUGCCCCAAGAAGGAUGGUCCGAGCAAGAUCCCAGGGAGAUCCUGAGAGCUGUAGAAACUUGUAUGGAAAAUGUUGCCAAAAGCCUUGGCUCUGAAGCAUCUGAAAACAUCGUAACUAUAGGUAUUACCAACCAGAGGGAAACGACGAUAGUAUGGGAUAAAACCACUGGAGAGCCUUUACACAAUGCAAUAGUAUGGAACGAUAUAAGGACAGAUUCCACAGUAGACAGGAUUUUAGCUAAAGUACCUGAACAAAAUACUAAUUACUUCAAAAACCAUUGUGGUCUUCCCAUAUCACCGUAUUUUAGCGCCUUUAAGAUAAAGUGGCUUAUGCACUAUGUGCCUCAAGUAAGGAAAGCGAUCAAAAACAAAACAUGUCUUUUUGGUACAGUCGAUAGUUGGAUCAUAUGGAAUUUGACCGGCGGUCCAAAUGGCGGCAAACAUUAUACGGACGUAACCAACGCUUCGAGAACAUUCCUAAUGAACAUUGAUCUUUUAAAUUGGGAUCCGUAUUUAUUGAGAUAUUUUAAAAUACCCGAAGAUGUUUUACCAGAAAUAAAAAGCAGUUCAGAAAUAUACGGUCAAGUGGCAGAAGACUGGCCUUUCGGAGGAGUAUACAUUUCAGGAGUUUUAGGAAACCAACAAGCUUCUCUUUUGGGUCAAAGAUGUCUGAAAGAGGGUCAAGCAAAAAAUACGUAUCGAAGUGGUUGUUUUCUGCUAUAUAAUACAGGUACUCAGAAAGUGAUGUCUACGCAUGGUCUAGUAACAACGGUAGCUUACAAAUUUGGAGAUUCGCCGGCAGUAUACGCGUUGGAGGGCAGUGUGGCCGUUGCUGGAGCUGCGAUAAAAUGGUUGCGGGACAAUAUGGGCUUCUUAAAGGACGUCGAUAAGGACACCGAAUCGCUGGCACAAGAAGUAUUCAACACCGGGGACGUGUAUUUCGUUCCGGCCUUCAAAGGACUCUAUGCUCCAUAUUGGAGAAAAGACGCUAGAGGGAUCAUAUGUGGCUUAACGGCCUUCUCGACCAAACAACACAUCAUAAGGGCGGCUCUGGAAGCCAUUUGUUUCCAAACCAGGGAUAUUUUACAAGCGAUGAACAAAGAUUGUGGAAUACCUUUGACUAAGCUACGUGUAGAUGGAAAGAUGUCGGAAAAUAAUCUACUGAUGCAAUUACAAGCCGACAUAAGUGGAAUACCUGUGAUACGCGCCGAAUCAGAAGACAUUACAGCUCUGGGCGCAGCCAUGGCAGCUGGAGCUGCAAAAGGCAUCGACAUAUGGGAUAUCAAUUCAGAAGAACGACAGCUAGUUCCAAUAAAUACAUUCCUUCCCACAUCGACUGAAAGUGAAAGAGAUUACAGAUACAGCAAAUGGAAAAUGGCGGUUCAGAGAUCGUUAGGGUGGGCCGUUCCGAAGAAAUCUAAGAUAAUGACAGAGGAACGGUACCGUCUUCUAUCGAGUCUUCCAGGGUGUAUUUACAUUAUGGUUAGUUUCGGCAUGUUGGCUGUGGCAGACUUAUUGGCGUAACAGAGCUGAGAUGAAAUUAUUUUUAGGUAUUAAUAGUGUGAUUUUAAAAAUCCAUAGACUGUCUUGUUUUUAUUGUUUUACCACUUUUUACUAUGUAUAAUAACUUAUAUUUAAACUCAAAUAUUGAUGUACUUAUAUUUUGUUACAAUCUUUUGUUAUAUUGUUUGUUAUGGGUUUAUUUUUGAAAAUAAAGCAAUAAAAUAGAUGAAAAUUUAAAAAUAAAA
This is a messenger RNA of Diabrotica virgifera virgifera (western corn rootworm), 2089 nucleotides long. Its product is annotated as glycerol kinase. Bases 207 to 1865 code for a protein of 552 amino acids. Lineage: Eukaryota; Metazoa; Arthropoda; Insecta; Coleoptera; Chrysomelidae. Gene Ontology annotation, cellular component: mitochondrion. The record is from RefSeq and is a predicted model, not a curated record. Gene Ontology annotation, molecular function: glycerol kinase activity. The transcript has 10 exons. Gene Ontology annotation, biological process: glycerol metabolic process; glycerol-3-phosphate biosynthetic process; triglyceride metabolic process.